Messenger RNA from Drosophila virilis, 1443 nucleotides. It is a transcript of the gene VhaAC45RP, whose product is annotated as VhaAC45-related protein. The record is from RefSeq and is a predicted model, not a curated record. NCBI's taxonomy places the organism in Eukaryota, Metazoa, Arthropoda, Insecta, Diptera, Drosophilidae.
GUUUUGUGCGAAGUGCAGUCAUACGUGUUGUCAGUUUCUAAGGAAUUAGUCGCGAAUAAUGCAGCUAAUUGCAGUUGGGGUUUUUAUAAGUCUGGUGCUCGGCUCCAGCGCGGCCAUAAGCGGACCGUAUCUGUUUUGGGGUCACGACAAAGUAACCAAUUUGCAACCCCAAGCGUUAGUCGACGCCAGUACCAGGGAGCAGCCGCUGACGCAACUGUUCAAGGAUGCCAAGGCAAUAAUUAUUUUUUUGCGCAAUGCCACAAGCCGCCUGGAGGGCAUCAAGUAUCCCAAGUUUCAAAAUCUGGUGAAGAAUAACGCGUGGACAUAUAUGCCGCAGCGUAACCUGGCCGUAGAGCCCUUUAUCUACAACGCCAACAUUGAGGUCAUCAACCUGACCGGGCAGAGCGAGGAGGACGACGCGGAGCUGCUGACGGGCUACAAUGAUGCGCUAACCGUUUAUGGCCAUGGUGAAGUGCUAGGCAUACUAGCAAGUCGCGAGGAAGAGGCACACUAUCUGGCCAAGCGCGAAGCCAAGGACGAGGGCAAAGAGGAGGCCACAACCACACAGUCAACGCCAACUGAGACGGAGGUGACACACGUCUACAUAGCCGAGGGCAAUAAGGCGGUCUUGGCCCUAAACGGACCACCCGAGCUACGCUUGAGCAACGAGACGCUGCUGCUGGAGGAGCACAACAAAUUAAUCACCUUCGAUGAUCAGCGCUCCAAGGGCUUUGGACGUCUGAGCAUUACCUUCAUGUACAACAGCGAGAAGUGCACGCUCCGAUUUAAGUUCUCGCUGCUGCGCGGCACCUGGCAUCUGCGCAACGUGGAAGUGGAAUACCGGGAUUAUAAGGCCGUAUUGCCGGCAAUUGGUAAUGAGUAUACGCUGCCAUCGGCACCGCUAGACUUCUCGUUCCGCUGUUCCUCCGAAGAGCUGCUCUUCACCAAUAUCAACAGCAACAGCAAUGAGACGCAGAUGAGUCUGCUGCUGACCGAUUACCAAGUGCAGCCCUGGCUAAAUGGCCGCAAGGAGUUUGGCGAUGUCUACGACUGCGUUGGCUUCAUCUCGGCUCCCAUUCUGGCCGGCCUGCUGGUGGUCUUCUUUCUGUUGGGCAUCCUCUCACUGGGUAUUUCUGCCAUGCUGAGCAUUCACACGCCAAAUCGCUUUGAGAGCUCCCGCAAUAAGCAGCUGACUUUCACAGUGCAGGAGUAGAGCUGCAUAUCCGCCUGGACGAGAGUGUUCCGCAGCUUGUAGCAUCGCUUUGGACCCUGCUGCAAUAUGUUUGUCCUGAUCACUUUUACGCCUGUUAAUCCGCUGGCAUUAUUAACGUUGGCCAUCGAAUUGUUUCUCAUACAUUUGCUGUUUGUGCUGAUUGUGCUCUAUGUUUAUGUGCUCUGGUACUACUAAUAUAAUGGCAGCCAUUCAAAUUACCUACAAGCAUA